Messenger RNA from Leptomonas pyrrhocoris, 2794 nucleotides. RefSeq lists its product as hypothetical. Bases 917 to 2794 code for a protein of 625 amino acids. Lineage: Eukaryota; Euglenozoa; Kinetoplastea; Trypanosomatida; Trypanosomatidae. The record is from RefSeq and is a predicted model, not a curated record. The transcript has a single exon.
AGAACACAUCGAUUUUUAGUCGCGCAGUCUUUUUAAAAUACAAAUCUGUCUCUUCCCUCUCCUCCCACAGAAAGAAAAGAGACUCCGGAGAGCCAACUGCGCGCUUACGUUGCGCGUGCCUUCACUUGCCCAGUCUCGCCAUUCCUCCGUCCUCGUUUUAUAUUUAUCUAUCUCUCUCUCCCGCUUCAUUUUUGCAAAAAGGAUUUUCUCUUCGCUUUCGUCUUUGUUUAUUUCGUGUGCGUUUACUGUUCUCUUUUCCCUCCUGCUUCCGUUUCUGCCUAUCCGCCGUCGUUCAUUGAUAUAUUUAUAGUGCUCUUGGUGUCGACAGCGAAGAAUUCCUUUGCUUCACCGGCACUGAUUUGUGUUGCCUCUGCUGUUUUUUUUACUAAAAAGAAAAAAAACACGAAUCAACAUCAGAAUUGUUUUUAGAAAGCACCUUCUCUCUGUGUGCGUAUGCGCUGAGAGAAAUCUUUCUUUCCUUCACCUCUUUUCCCCACGCCCGCUUUUUUCUUUCUUUUCUCCUUGUCAGCCGCGGUAGGAAGUACUCCCGUUGCUGCUACUAUUCAGUCUCGUUAACCCCACACCACACCACACCACCUGCUUCUAUCUUCAUUUGUAUUUUUUUUGUUGGUGUUUGUCCCUUUUCCGUUCUCCUUCUGCUCCGCGGCCAACGUUGUGCCUCCGUGCGCGGUUUCUGUACUGGGGUCGACGGUUGAGCCGAGGCGCCACUCGAGCUUCGACGGUCGCCGUAUUUUCCCGUGUCUUUCCCGUUUCGCUUUGGCUUCCUCAGGAGGCAAAAAAAAUACAAAGCAAAUAAAACGGUGAAGAAGAAGGAGCCGUCUUCUCAUUGCCAUCAGACUCCACUCACACAUACACGCAUACACAUAACACCACCAUCAGCAAAAGCACUUCCACCAUGGACCCCACCUCUAACGACUACGCCUCUCCCCCCUCCAGUCCGGUAGAGCGAGACCUCACGGCCGUGAUGAUGGCGGACGAGGACCCCUCCACGCCGCACAACUCCACCGUCACCACCACUGCGGCCGCGGCGGCAGGUGCUGUCGAUCUGCCCCACAACGUCAGCAGCUGGGAGUUGCUGGACAUCACGGCGGCGUCGUUCACCGCCCAGAACGGCGGAGGCUUCGGUCUGACCGCCCUCCCCAUCAGAGGAGAAAGAAGGGACAGUAACGCUGAUGAAACACCCGCGGCGGCGAUGGCGCACUCAUCGACGAGGGAGGAUGACGCCCCAGCGCACGUAGAUGCCACAACGGGUGCACCGUCGGUUCCGCCUCCACACGAUGCACUCCGGGAAGGGGCGUCGGAUGUGUACGACGCUUUCCCCACCGCAGAAAGCGGCUGCGUCUCCCCAGCCAACUCCACCCUCAGUGGGUGGUCCCUCAUCUCUAUUCCGUCGGAGGCGCACUUCAACUUGGGCGUCGCGGCACCCGCAUCGCAAACACAGCCGCCGUGUACGGCAGCCGACGCUGACGCCACGAACACCGAUUGCAAGGGCAGGACUCACAAGAUGGGCCAUGAAGGCGGCGCUGCGGAUCCGUUGGUCGCCGAUCGUGUUGUGUCUCAGGCUCUCUUCAUCGCCUCUCCUCUUCUGUCGCCGGUGCCGCUGGCGCACGAGAUCGCUUCUGUUGCUGCCGCAGUGGGAAGCAGAGGGCGUGAGGGCUGGUCGACGACGAGCUACGAAGAGGUGUGCAUGAGCGACGCCUGCAAGAGUGGCGGCCAGACCACCCGCGCUGUCUCGUCGAUCGUCUCCGCCUGCACGACACCGUCGCCCUUGCACAGCGCCGCCUUCCUUGCGGAGGUCAGCACCCUCUGCCCUCCAGGGGGGGCUCUGCCAGAAGAGGAAGGGGCGGGCGAGGCGAUGGCGGCGUCCAGGCCGUCCCAUCACGAAUUGGCGAGAGCGCAGUGGACGACGUGGAUGUGCAGGGAGGUGGAGGGGGACGGUACGGUGCACGAGGGCGUCGAGCAGCUGUCUGGUCUCCCCCCGUCUUCACCCACAGCCUCCACCGACGCCUCGAAGACGGCAUCGAGCCGGACGGCGACGUGGUCGGCGCGGCGGCUGUCUUUCCUUUCCGCCUCGACGGCCACCGUGUCGUUCACCGCCGCCUUCAUUCCGCGGACGUCUCUCACAGGUUUCACGGGUGCCACGGCGUCCCUCUUCCACGCGAACGGUGAGGCCACGGUGCACGACACGCCGCCGCCACCGCCUUCCUCCGCGUCCUCGUCGACCGCCUCUUCUUCGCCUUUUUUGUCGGUGCUGGUGGGCGACGCAGCGCAGUGGUGGUCCUGGACGCGUGUGGCGUGCGCCGAUGGCCCGCAGCGGGCCCUGCGGGGUCUGCACCAGGUGUGCGACUACAUCUGGAUGGACCUGAAGGAACACUGGUACCCGCAGCUGCGGCUGGUGCUGGGCGAUCACUCCUGUGCGGCGAAGGUCCACCGCACGUACCGCGGCCGCCGACGCGUUUCCCACCGGAAGGCCGACAAGAAGGCGGCGACGCUGUCGGGGCACGCGUCACACCGGCUUGACGACGGCGUGGAGCCGAAGGAGUGGCGAAGCGUCUCUGCGCCGUGCCUGGUCAGCGGACAGGUGUACCCCUCUCACGAGUCCAAGCGUGCCGCAGCGGCGGUGAGUGAGAAAUGGAAGGACUUGCACUCUGAAACAGGUAAGGGCUGCGGUCACGCCUCCCGAUCCACGCGGCACGGGCUGCAGCUUUGUUUUGCCGUCACGGCAGACGCCGUGGCAUCCGCUGCGCAGGGCUUGUGCGUCUUCCUGCUGUGA